UGCAAAUAUUUUGGCAUGCUCCUAGUAGCUAGUAAACCGGCUGAUGUUAGGGAUUUAUAAACCGCCUUGUCAGCCGUUGAUUUGGUUUGACUUGGGCCGUUUGAUCUCUAGACCAGCUAGCUAUCGGCUAUCUGCACAGCAUCCUCGUUUCUCCAGGUUGCGGCAGCCCCGUCACAGACUCACAGGUCAUCUCACGGGAAACCGCCCACGAGGUCGCCAUGCACGGCCACAGGUGCAGCGCCAGGUUGCGACAACGACGCUGCUGCAACCAUCCAUUGAAGCACCGGCGAUGUUCCGGCAGCCCGACAAUGCUCCAACACAAUACCGGUGAUGCUUCGUUGCAGUACCGGCGAUGCUCCAGCGGCCGGCAAUGCUGGAACACAACACCGGUGAUGCUUCGUUGCAGCACCGGCGAUGCUCCGGCGGCUCGGCAAUGCUCCAACAUAACACCGGUGAUGCUUCGUUGCAGCACCAGCGAUGCUCCGUCGGCCCAGCAAUGCUCCAACACAACACCGGUGAUGCUUCGUUGCAGAACCUGCGAUGCUCCGGCGGCCCGGCAAUGCUCCAACACAACAACGGUGAUGCUUUGUUGCAGCACCGGCGAUGCUCCGACGGCCAAGCAAUGCUCGAACACAACACCAGUGCUGCUUCGUUGCAACACCGACGAUACUCCGACGGCCCGGCAAUGCUCCAACACAACACCGCUGAUGCUUUGUUGUAGCAGCGACGAUGCUCUGACUGCUCGGAGAUGCUUCAUUGCAGCAAUGAUGGUGUUCCGGCGGCCUCGAUGAUGCUCCGGUGAUGCUCUGCAAAGCUCCAUCCCUGCAACGGCGAUGUUCCGGCUGCCCCCGACGACGAGAUUUUUUACGCUAACAAACCACGGAGUUGAGGAAUCAGUUGCACAAGACAUGAAAGAUAGCACUACGCAGUUCUUCCGCCUGCCGCUGGACAAGAAGAAAGCAGUGGCCACCAAGGCCGGCGGGGUCGAAGGGUUCGGGCACCACUUCCUCGGAGCAUCCCGCGGGAAGCUGGACUGGGCAGAGAGCCUGGUCCUCAAGACGCAGCUGAUGGAGGAGAGGAGCAUGGAGUUCUGGCCGGCCGAUCCGGCAGCAUUUAGGUCCUCACUGGACAAGUACUCGCUGGAGAUGUCCAAGCUCACGAGCCGGCUCCUGGCGUUCAUGGCGAGCGACCUCGGGGUGGAGCCGGAGGCGCUCGCCGGGGCCUUCCGGGGCAAGAAGCAAACCGUGGCCCUGCAUCACUACCCUCCGUGCCAGCACCCGGACAAGGUGCUGGGCAUCACGCCGCACCACGACGGCCUCGGCCUGACGCUGCUGCUGCACGUGGACGACACCCCCGGCCUGCAGGUGAGGAGGGACGGCAGGUGGUUCCCGCUGGACUCGCUGCCGGGCGCCCUCGUCAUCAACGUCGGCGACAUGCUCCAGAUCCUCACCAACGGCAGAUACAAGAGCCCCGAGCACAGGGUGCUGGCGGACGCCGAGAGAGGCCGGGCGACCGCGGUGGUGUUCCAGGAGGCUUGCGUCGGCGGCAUGGUGAGGCCGCUCCCGGGGCUCGGCGACGCGAGGUACAGAGCUAUCGAGUAUGCUGAGUAUUUCGAGGGGAAUUACACGGCACUGGCUGAAGGGACGAGGUUCGUGGAUAGUCUCCAGAUCAGUGUAACGCAUGACGAGAAGGAAGUCUAAAGACGACGCCAGAAAGACAAGAUAUUGAUUUUUGGUGU
Messenger RNA from Triticum aestivum (bread wheat), 1738 nucleotides. RefSeq names its product 2-oxoglutarate-dependent dioxygenase 11. NCBI's taxonomy places the organism in Eukaryota, Viridiplantae, Streptophyta, Magnoliopsida, Poales, Poaceae. The record is from RefSeq and is a predicted model, not a curated record. Bases 834 to 1700 code for a protein of 288 amino acids. The transcript has 2 exons.